Molecule: messenger RNA, 1469 nt
Organism: Cyprinus carpio (common carp)
Lineage: Eukaryota; Metazoa; Chordata; Actinopteri; Cypriniformes; Cyprinidae
Product: perilipin-2
Biological process (GO): positive regulation of triglyceride storage; lipid storage
Cellular component (GO): lipid droplet; cytosol
Source: RefSeq, a predicted model, not a curated record
CACAGCCUACAGUGAAAUCCCCGACCUUUGGACUACAUCAGUCGUCGAGACUCCUAUAAAAUCCAGAACCGGCGCUCAAUCCUCAACAGAGCAACUGAAGAGUCAUUUUGUGAAUUUAGUUUGCAACCUCAGACAGCACCACAGUUUGAAUGAUCUUUUACAGAUUUUCUGAUAAUUAUACAUUAUAAAAAGUGACAUGGAUUCUGUGGACGUUGUGAAUAACCAGAAUGUGGUUGAACGGAUAGUUCACCUUCCCUUGUUUAUUUCCACCUAUGACUUGGUGUCAAAUGUGUACUGCAACACCAAGAGCACCCAUCCAUGCUUGAAGUCUGUGUGUGAGGUGGCUGAGAAUGGUGUGAAAUCCAUAACCUCAGCUGCUUUUCACAGUGCUUUCCAAAUCAUCGGCAAGCUAGAGCCUCAGAUCUCUAUGGCAAAUGACUUGGCAUGCAAAGGACUGGAUAAGAUAGAAAAGACUCUGCCGAUCCUACACAAGCCGUCUGAUCAGAUCGUCGCCAGUGCCAAAGAGGCAGUGACAGGAGCCAAGGAAGCCGCCAGCAGUACCAUGAACGGUGCCAAGGAGUCUGUCUCCUCCACCCUCAGUGAAGUGACAGACAGAACACGAGGAGCAGUGGAAAAGACCAAGACCAUGGUGCGUGGUGGAGUCCAAACAGUGAUGGAGAGCAGGGUUGUCCAACUGAUGAGCAGCAGCGUGAACACAGCACUGAGCACAUCUGAGACUCUCCUGGAGCUGUACUUACCUGAAACAGAGGAGGAUAGAGAAAGUGAAGUGAAGAACUCCAGAGGAUUGGGAAAUAACAGUGAUGCACCCAGUUACCACGUGCGGCUGGGGUCUCUGUCCAGCAAAGUCCGGGACAGGGCUUACCAGAGGCUACAUGAGAAACUGAGUUCGCUGAUGGGCUGGAAGAGUCAAGAAAAGAAUGAGAUGGUCACACACAAUGAGGCUGAGCAAAUUGAAUCACGCACAUUGACCAUUGCCCACAACCUCAGCCAACAACUCCAGAGCACAUGUGUGGUCUUGGUGUCCAGCCUCAAAGGUCUCCCUCAGCACAUCCAGGUCCAGGUCCAGAUUUACAGCAGCUUCAGUAAGGUUGCCGCCCUAGAAGAUUUGUCCAACAAUGUCCUCACCAGCAGUCGAUCCCAGCUGAGCAGAAUAAGAGAUUCCACGGAUAACGUCAUGGACUACCUGGUCAACAAUACACCUCUCAAUUGGCUGGUAGGUCCAUUUUACCUACGUGUGGAACACAGGACUGCAAACGGCCCCGAAUGUGACAAACCAAGGACCCUUCGAGUCACUGAAUAAAGACCGAUGAAAUUUCAGAAUAGUAACCAUUUGUUUCUAUCUUACAAAUAUAUGUACAAUCACACAUUCCUGCCAGUAAAAACCUUCUCUACUUUGAAAGCAGUGAUAUUUACUGUGAUAACAAUCAUAAUAAAUAAUAUACAGUGUG